AUGAACGCUAAAGGUAUUGGCUUGAAGACUUCCACUGCUAAGAUCAUCCUCUAUCGACACCAGAGCAUUCGCCGGACGCUGAAGGAGGAGCUGAAGAAGGUUGAGAAUGAACGGCGACGCAGGGAAAGUGCCCAUGCCCACAAGAUAGUGUUGUUCCUGGCUGGCACUGCCCAGCGCAGAGAAGCACGCUCCAGGCGUCUAACAAGACUGUUUACGAUGUUUAAGGUGAAGCCUGUGGAGAACGAGGUGGGUGUGGAUGCCUUGCGUCCUCCCAAGCAACAGCAGCAGCAGCAACAGGAGUUAACAGCACACGCGAACAGCAGCACAGAAUCUGAGAUUUCUGUGGGGUCGUAUCAGAGUAGUGGUUUGUCACAGACAGCAGAGAGAGCAGCAUUGUGGAUAUCAAACACACCCAUGCGUCAGAGGGCCCUUUCAGUGGACGUGCCCACGGACGUGCCCCCUGACACCCCCAGACGUAGAUCAGCCCCAGAGGUGGUUGUGACCCAUGUACCCCUAGUUGGAGAUGCUGAGGGUAGAGAGAGCUGCCCAGUGAAGGGGACACACACCCCAGAGACACAAGGUGACUCACCUACCACCCCCACCUCUCCACCCACACCUAAAAAUGACAUUUCUUCCUCACCUGGACGUCUGAGCCCACCUACACUGAUGUCAGUGCCAGGAAGCAGCAUUUCGCCACCUAGGACACCAAGACGUCUCUCCGGAAGCAGUAUUUCACCCCCCAGGACCCCAAGACGUCUCUCUAGCAGCAACCGGCCAGCCUCCCACAUCUCCCGCAUCUCCAAAUCAUCACAGAUGCUACGAAAGAGUGUCUCUCCAGCACAGGUCCAGAAUAAGCGAGGGUCCCUCACCCUUACUGAGAUCAGUGCGCCCCUUGAGGAUGCCAGGUCUGUGUUUCUUACACAUUUUUCAUUUCGAUCAUGUUUUUUCAUGCUUUCGUCUCCAUUGGUUAUCUUCCAGUCUCACUUUUAUGCUUAG
Cherax quadricarinatus is the source of this 996-nucleotide messenger RNA. Lineage: Eukaryota; Metazoa; Arthropoda; Malacostraca; Decapoda; Parastacidae. The record is from RefSeq and is a predicted model, not a curated record.